Messenger RNA from Plenodomus lingam JN3, 1125 nucleotides. NCBI's taxonomy places the organism in Eukaryota, Fungi, Ascomycota, Dothideomycetes, Pleosporales, Leptosphaeriaceae. The record is from RefSeq and is a predicted model, not a curated record.
AUGGUUUCUUUCCUCGUAGCCAGUGUCGCUCUUUUGGGUGCCACUGCUAGCGCAGCAUCUGUUGCCCGUCGUCAAACCGAAAUUCCAUGUGGCGCCACCGAAUUUCAGGAAGUAAACAUCCUGACCGGUUAUAAUUUGACCUACAUCGCCCAACGGUACCAGUCUGGUAUUUGCGACAUUGCAAACUUCAACGGCAUCAGGAACUCGGAUUUUAUCCAGGCAGAAUGGAUUAUUCAGGUGCCCAAGUGUGCCGCUGGCCAAGAGGACAAUACAUCGUGUCUUGGUGGUAAAGGAUAUACUGGUACAUCUAUCCCGGAUCCGGUCAAUCCUCCAUGUCAAGCUGCCUCCGUUGCUAGAAUUCAAAUCAAACGUGGUGAUACUGUAUAUGGAUACAGCCAGAGAUUCCAGUCCAGCAUUUGCGACAUCAAGAAUUAUAACAAACUUCAGGACGCGAGCCGGAUUACUGCUGGGGAUUUCAUCAGUAUCCCAGUCAAGUGCCAAAAGCCAGCCGCUGACAACACCUGUCCAACAAAUGGUCGCCGUCAGACCACGACCCCUCCCCCAUGUGGCUCCAGUCUCAUCGUUGAUCACGUGGUCGCCGCAAAUCAGACUCUGUCUCUCAUCGCCAGCAACUAUACGUCUGGUAUUUGCGACAUUGCCAGCUUGAACAAAAUCCAGAACCCCAACUUCAUCCAGGUUGGGCAGGUCCUCCGCAUCCCGACCAAGUGCACGACGCCUGACAACACCUCCUGUCUUCCACCCCCCAACACUGCCACUGCUGUUUGCAUCAAUGGUGUCGGUAGCAGCUACAACGUGCGCAGCGGCGAGACUCUCACCAUCAUUGCUGGGAACUUCAACGUGACUCUCAACUCCGUCAUUGCAGCCAACUCUGACAUUGACCCCAAUGUGAUCUCUCCCGGUCAGCUCAUUAACAUCCCUGUCUGCCCUCACAGCUGCUGCGACUGGAUUGGCACCUACGAGAUCAAGUCAGGCGACACCUUUGCUGAGCUCGCUCGCAAGAUGCACACCACCGUCGGACAGAUCAUGGCCGUCAACGCAAAGGUUGACCCCACCAAACUUGCCAUUAAGCAGCAGAUCAUUCUGCCCGCGAACUGCCGCACUUAG